UCACGGUCAGAAACGGCCGUUUUCGCAGUCUUGAUAGUGAGCAGCGAUUUUAAUCAUCAGUAUUUUAUUUGUCAAAAUAUGGAGUCAAUGGCUGUGGCAGUACCACCGGAUUCUCCGAAGAAGGCUGUGAAAUCCACUGCGGUGGUAAAAUAUUCUGCAGUUCAAACACCAGCAACAUACGCUCAGUUGCAAUGCAACACAGAUUUAAAUCAUCCCCCCAGCAAUUGGCUCAGCAGCUCGGCGGAAAGUUAUGGCUUACAAAAUGUCUGGUCUCAAAGUACAGGAUUCUCAAGCUUUCGCAUGGCCCACAUGUUUCCUGAUUGCGUUGGCGAAGUAGAUGUGGUGUCAGAUGCAGAAAAUAUAAAAAAGCUACUUAAACUGCCUUAUAAUCGUGGCGUCAUCUCUAUGAUGGUGCAUCGUAUCGAAAACACAUUAUUACUGGAUGAUUUUGAUAUACACAAGUAUCUUUUGAGACAAGCUGAGAAUGACUGGGAAUGGCUGAAGAAGUUCUUUUACGAACAUAUCUUCCAAAAUCUUGGCGAAACAAAGAGUCUUUUUCACAAGGCAUACAGCAGAAACAGUUUACAACAGAAGAACUUAGUAUCUAAGUUUUUGUAUCAUUCUAUAGUACUUGCAGAUAGCAACAAGCAAAAUGAGAAACCUGAGUUACCCGUGAAGACUUUAGAGCCCUGUCUGCCUGAGCCAACACAAGAAGAAAAAGUACCUGAUCCAAACUACAAUCAUAACUUUGCAAGAAAUGUUGUAUGGACAUUUGAGAAUAUACAGAUGCUAAUUGGAACAGAUAUGCCAAUAUUUGGUGGGCAGACACAUCCAUGUAUAAGCUUACGACUGAGAGACAUGUCCAAGCCUAUUAAUGUUUUAACUGGAAUAGACUAUUGGUUAGAUAACUUAAUGUGUAAUGUUCCUGAAGUGGUAAUGUGCUAUCAUCUGGAUGGUAUUGUACAGAAAUAUGAACUGAUAAAAACAGAAGAUCUUCCAAACUUGGAUGAUUCAAAGUUUAGCCCCAAAGUGAUUAGAGAUGUUGCUCAAAACAUCUUGAGUUUUCUAAAAAAUAAUGCAACGAAAGCUGGUCAUACUUAUUGGCUAUUUAAGGGUAAAGACGAUGAUGUUGUGAAGCUAUAUGAUUUGACAUCACUGUGCAGUGACGUUUCAGAAGAGAAAGGACAGAAUCCCUUCACCGUACCUGUUGCAAUGUUGUUGUACAGAGUAGCUCGCAACAUGAAGUAUUCGCCCGAUUAUCAUCGUCAUCAAGGCACAAUUAGAAUGUUGUUAAAAAAUUGCGUUCAAUUGCUGGCGAAAGAGAAGUAUCCGCAAAUUGUCACAUCUGCGCACUUCAUGCUUUCGGAUUUAUAUAUACCGUCAGAUACAGAUCCGGCCAGUCCGUCGAAUUUAUCAGAUCAAAGUGACGAAGAAGACACUCAGAGCGAAUGUAGCACAAAUCAUGAGACUGAAAAGGAGGAUGAAGAAGAAGAAGCUUGUGCGGCAAUUAAAUCUUUGACUCUAGCCAACAUGAAAGAACAAACGUCACGUGAGCAACCAAAGUACAAGGCGCCACCGAUUUCUGGCACCAUAGAAGAGAGAUGUAUAUCUGGAUUGGGACACGUUGCUCAUGGACUAAAGUGCCUUCGAUAUUUUCCGAUAGAGGAUAACAGCGACGAGGAGCAAAAGAAAGCGGAAGAAUAUGAGAAGGAGAGAAGAAAAUACGAAGAAAUGCAUCCAAAUGUGGCAAAACCCUUCCAAGCGAUACCCAUGCCUUACGCACCGUUGAAUCAGCAAGAUAAAGAGAAUUCGUCGAAAGAAAAUUCGGAAAACAACACUCCCGUGCAUAAAAAGAAAAAUAAACAAAAGAAAAGGAAGAAUGAGAAGAAGGAGGGAAACGGCGUUGCAAAGGAAAUAUCGAGCGAGAAUGCUCUGUUGUGUAAACCCAAAGCGGAGACGAUACCGACGUGGCAAGCAUCGAAGAAGAGCGACAACAUUUGCUGGAGCGCUCAUUUGAAAACGCUGUUAUAUGAGAAAGCCUCGUUGAUAUUUGCCGUGCUUGCCGAGAAGGAGUACGUAAAUAAAAACUAUGGCAUUUCUCUGAAGUACAUGUUAGAAGUAUUAUAUUGUCAGAAGAUAUUGGAAAUCUGCGGAGUGAGGAACGACAAAUCGAUUAGUUAUCUGUUGGGUCGCGCGGGAGACUGUUGCUUUAUGACCGUGCAAGACUGGUGCAACAUAGAAAGGCAUAAGAAAGACUACGAGACAAAAAACGAAAUAGAAGAGAAAAUUAUCGAAGAAUUACAUAGCGUGAAGGAUUUGGAUAUGGAUAGUGACGAAUUAUUGCCGAAAGGAUUGGACAGUCUAGAAUCCACUCUACUCUCUUCAUACAGAUGUUAUGAUAAAGCGUUAUUGUUGUUAGAGCCGACGGAUAAGGACAGAAACAACUUAUUGAGACGAUUGGGGAAUAUUCAUAACGAACUAGGUGUUCUUUACAUGAACCAAGCAAGUAAUCGAUGCGUUCAGCUCGACGACCAAACAGAUAAGUCGUCCAUUAAACCGGAUGUGCUUGUGCUUCUGACACGUUCAUUAACUCACUUGGAAUUUGGCGUGAGAGCUUUCGAAAAAGUUCACGACGAGGCCAAUCUCGCGCUUUUGCAUUCCAAUACGGGCCGACUCAUGCGAGUCUGGGCGCACAUGGACGAGAAGCAGACCUCAAAAGUGCGUCAUUAUUACGACAAUGCGAUUGCAAGCUAUCAGAAGGCUUUGCAAGUUCUGGGUAAUAGAAAGACAAAUCCAUCGAUAUGGGACAACGUGAGCUGGGAUUUGUCGACAACAUAUUUUAAUAUGGCUACACUGCUGCAGGAUUAUCCUUCGAGCGAUUAUAAGCCUGGACAGGAUAUGGAGAGAACAGUGGUUGAUGUUCUACAGAAGGCGCUUAAGCAUUGCGACGUGGAAACGCCAGGAUCACGGCAGCCGAUUUAUCAAUUCCGUGCUGCAACUAUUCAACAUCGAUUGGCCUCGUUAUAUCAUCGUAUAUACAGAGAACUCGAGUUAGAUGCGGAAAGUAGCAAGAAAAAAACGAAUUUACAAUUGUGUAAAUUAUAUUACGAUAAAGCGGCAAAGUCGUUGCUAUCGUUAGAACAAAGUUCGGAGUACUUGACGGUGCAACUGGAGAGAGUCGCUCUUGCGGAGUAUCAAGCAAGUAAUAGCACAACGUUUAAUAACAAAUUAAAAGCAUACCAAAACGGUUUGGAAUUACUUCUACAAUGCAUACCUAUGUUGGAGAUAUUGUGCGAACGAAAUAGCACAGCGAAACAAAAUAAAGAGACAACGGAUGAUAAAGUAGAGGAGGAUCGUAUCGAACAUGAAAAAGCGGAAGAACAAAAGUUGAUGGAUGAAGAGAACCAACUUGUUUCUUUGCUUGAACAGAGACUUCAGUUUAUCUUACGAUCGUUAACCAAGCUGUUCUUCAGUAAAAGUCCUGUACAUAAUAAAAAAGAACACGAGACACUUGCAAGUCUGUACAAGCAAUGUUACACGCGAACGUUACGACUGGACACAAUGUCUGGAUUUGCUUUGAUAAAACACGUCACGGAAGUUCUAAAAGAACUCGACUGUAUGUUAAAACAGACGGAAAAACCUCAAUCGACGUGUAAAUAAAGUGUAAUUAAAAUGCUAACUAUAUAUAAUUAGCAAUUCUCGCUACGAACGCUGUAUACAUACGUCGUUACAAGUUUAUUUAAUACGAAAUGGUUUGUAUAAAUACGACAUGCGUUUGUUUCGAACGAUCAUACACACGUGCUUAAGUAUCAGUUUAUCUUUAUUCAUUAGAUGUAAACAAAGUUAGACCGACAUACGCUAUAAAGUGUGUGAGCGUUCGGAACAAAACGCAUUUAUUCUGUACAUAGAGUCUAUACGUAGGCUCUGACUCGAUGAACCAAAUGCAUUUGGUAACUUUUACAAGAUUUUUUCGGUACAACUAUGGGUUGUUCGGAGAGUACGUAGCGUUUGUUUUUUUAAUUUUAUUUUUUAAUACAAGUUUUAAUUUAAUUUCUAUCGUACCGACUCAUAUAAUGUAGCUUCUAGAACAUGCACAUAUAUACGUGCUGUUCAAUUUUAGUAUUUAUGUCUCGAACAAUGUCUCGUGUACAUGGUCUCGAACAUGUUAUCUACAGUGAUGUUACUUAUUGGAAACUUUCCAAACAACCCAAUAAUUAAAUCAAUACCGCAGUGGAAAAGUUAAGAAGUAAAAUUAUAUAAAACUUUACCUACGUGCGAUACUUGUUUUGUGAUAGAUAACUAACAAACACCGCGACAAUGAUACGUGAAAAAAAGCAUCGUAUGCCGCAGGUUUAACCCUAGAUAUACACACUUAAUGUCUGUGAAACUUCAGCAAUUACAGUAAAAUGACGUUUUUUUCUUGAAUUUAAAAGAAACUUAUGUCUCUGAAUGGAUUUUUUUUGGUACGUAUAUGAAUAUAGACUAAUUCUGAAUGCAUAGACGUAUUGUUCAGUCUAUUUGCGAUUGAUUUAAAGACACUUAAUUACAAUAUGGUAAUUUUCUCUAGCAUUAUGAUGUUUUUUCAGACCCUAGUGUGGUAUCUACAUAUACGAAGGCUGCGUUCGUAAAGCGCGCUAUUUCAUCAUUUUGUCUUUGUUUUUCAUCUAAUAAGCGAUAAAGAUAGAAUGAUGCAAUAGCGCAAAUAGUGCUCUCCCUGAACGCAGCCGAAAAAAAAAUAAGUAUGUAUACCUAGGGUCAAAGAGUAUUUAAAUUGCUUUCGAAGAGUGAUACAUCUGUUCAAUCUUUUAGUAUUACGCAGAGAACGUUUUGUGUAUAUAAAGAGAAGAAGUAAAAACGAUAAUGUAAUAUUUAUUAUGUUUGUUUCGGAUAUAUCGAUACACAGAAGAUAUUGAACAAGAACAAUCUUUCUGUUAUUGCAGCUUUCCUAUUUUAACGUAUGUAAAUAAAAUGUAUAUUUUAAAUACAAACAUUCGAAAAAUAAUUUUCGAAUUUAUAUUAUCGGAGCGCGUACGCAAGAAAUUAAUUAGUAGCUUUUAAAACUAAUUAACAAUUUUUGAUGAGAAUCUUCUAUCUGGCAAUAAACGUUAAUAAAAUGACAGUUCAAUUAAAAUCGAGAAAGUUAACUUUAAAUAAAUCUUUAAAUCCAUCGCUUAAAUCUAAGAUCAGAGUUUCAUAUUAUAUACAUAUCUCUCUCUUUCUCUCUCUCGGAUGUUACGUUUUUUCAAAAGCCAGAUGACGAUACGAGAGUUCAAACAGGUCUCCGCUCGGCUUCGCUGAUGCGUGGCUUUGUGUAAAGUUCGUGAUAUGCCACGAGCUAGCGGGGUUGUGUUCGGCUCGGUCGAGCGAAAACUCGAUAAAAAACUCAUUUAUUAAAGAAUACGAGAUGAACUGUUGUUGCGUGGUCGAAGGUAGAGAUUAAAAGGAAGCGAUGCGCAGAAUAAAUCACCGCGAGGCGUGAUUGUACGUAUAUCAUAAACGUUUUCGCGUCACCAUGGGGCUUACUGUUGUGCCAACAUCUUUCCCAUCCUUUUCGUCAAAAGUAUAAUCUUACAUGCGCUUGCGAAAAGAGAAUUUAUUAAAUUUAUAUAGAGUAUACGCAUCUUUGCGCUUUAUACAAGGCAGAGUCGCGGGUUAAAACGAAUUUCCGGCCAGCAACAACGUGUAGUAGCUGCCACACGAGAACGGCAUGCAUAUCCCGCGUAAUAUACGGCGGACUAUUGCGAAUAGGCAAACGCAAUUGCGCACCAGCGCUUCGCUUGAUUAAUUUUAACGAAGGUAGGAACCAAUUCAUCGCGUUGACGACGACGACGACGGUGGCGGUAACAACGGCAGUGUCGACCGGUCGAAGAUCGAUGAACUACGAGCGCGCGACCAGCCCUAGCCUGCCGAGAUAUAACAAUUCCAGCUGUCAGUCGCAUCCCUCACGCUCGAAUGGAUUCGAUUCCCUCUUCAGGAAAAGAGAGAGCGAGAGAAGAGAGGUACACUGGUAGAGCGUACGUCAAAAGACAAAACAAAAGGAACAGAGAAAGGGUCGGUCGCUCUUCGCGUUGUCUCCUUCCUGGUUUCAUUACCCGCCCAAUUCCGAUUUUCCGCGGGCGACCGCCCAUCAACUCGACCUUUCGCACUGACGAAUUCGUCGAUUACUGAAUUGAUUAAAA
This is a messenger RNA of Pseudomyrmex gracilis, 6179 nucleotides long. Its product is annotated as erythroid differentiation-related factor 1. Gene Ontology annotation, biological process: positive regulation of DNA-templated transcription. The coding region runs from base 79 to 3660 and encodes 1193 amino acids. Lineage: Eukaryota; Metazoa; Arthropoda; Insecta; Hymenoptera; Formicidae. The transcript is spliced from 9 exons. The record is from RefSeq and is a predicted model, not a curated record.